CACAUCUCUCUUGCUCUGUUCCUAACGCAUUAUUGCAUGAAAAGCAUGUCUUCUGAACAACCAAUCAAAAACCCUUAUGCGGAUCUCAUCUCCCAGGAGAUCUCCAUCAUUCCUUCGUUCACCCUGGAGUCCGGAGUCACGCUGCAGAAUCUUCCCGUGGCGUACAAAACCUGGGGAACGCUCAAUGAUGCAAAGGACAACUGUUUAGUACUCUGUCAUGCUCUCACAGGUAGUGCAGAUGUCGAGGACUGGUGGGGACCAUUGCUCGGACCGGACAGAGCAUUUGAUCCUACUCGAUUUUUCAUCUUUUGCGGCAAUGUCAUUGGAUCUCCAUAUGGAACAAUCUCCAGUGUCACCUUGAACCCGGAGACGAAUCGUCCUUAUGGUCCUGAAAUGCCAGGUUCAAGUGUCAAAGAUGAUGUCAGGUUGCACUAUAUCAUUUUGAGGAGACUUGGUGUCGAAUCUAUCGCAGCGGUUGUUGGAGGUUCCAUGGGUGGAAUGACAACUUUGGAAUACCCUCUUAACACUCCUCCGGGUUUUGUCAAAGCUAUCAUUCCUCUCGCUACCUCCGCCCGACAUUCAGCAUGGUGUAUCUCAUGGGGUGAAGCACAAAGACAAUCCAUCUAUUCUGAUCCGGAAUACAAAGACGGUUAUUAUUUCGAGACUCCUACUGGAGUCGACCUGACUCGACAACCAGCGCGAGGUCUGGCCGCUGCUCGCAUGGCGGCACUUCUGACUUAUCGUAGUAGAGAUUCAUUCGAGAAUAGGUUCGGUAGAAGAGCCGGUGUCGGUAAACCCAAUAAAGUACCUAAAGGAGGAGUGAGGAUUAUGGGUGGACCAGAAACUACGGAUCCGAACGCUCCAGGAGAGAGUGAUUUGGCCAGGAGUCCAAGAGAAAUAGCUUGGAGAGAACAUAAUGAUGGUCAUAAGAUUAGUGGGGCGGGACCAUCAAGACGAGGAUCAGAAAGUAGCACAGGGAGUUCGGUCGUCAAGGAUGGGGAGACGACCUUGAUUGUGGACAACAUUAAGUCGAAAACACAAGCAGGAGAUGGACAAUCGAAAUUGGGUACUGGGGGUGAAAGAGCUCCGAAGAUCUUCUCCGCCCAGAGUUAUCUUCGUUAUCAGGGUGACAAGUUCACUGGUCGCUUUGACGCCAACUGUUAUAUUCAUAUCACGAGGAAACUCGACACUCACGACUUAUCACAUCCUUCCGCAUUCCCCCUUUCCCCUGCCCAGCCUACACUUUCAUCAACCCUCAUCCCCCCAGAAGACCCAGAGGAUCCAGAACAGAUCUUCGCCGCUCUUCACAAAGCUCUCUCCCUCCUGCCACCAGCAUUGGUCAUAGGCAUCGAGUCCGACGGUCUGUUCACCACCACCGAGCAGAAAGAACUCGCCGCUCACAUUCCCGAUGCAGAACUCGUCGUCAUUCCCUCACCGGACGGACACGAUGGCUUCCUGCUCGAGUUCGAGGCUAUCAAUGGCUGGAUCGACGGAUGGAUGCGACGAAAAAUGCCUACAUUCUUCGCACAACGAGUGAUAUCUUUAGACGAAUAUGACAAGGGUGAAGAAGGUUGGGACAUUAAGAAAGAAAGUGUAUUCGGGGAAGCUGAAGCAGACGUCACACGAUGGUAACUAGUCAGUCAAUCAAGCGCCGUUUCAUUAUAUCAACAUCUCUCGAAAAAAUCUGCAUAUGUCUAUUUUCCAGUACAAACCUAGUCAGAUCAUAUACAAUUCCGAUGUCUACAUAUAAGGGUCGUCGCUACUACUGAGACGAGUCAUCGUUACUCAUGAUGGGGAUGAUGCAAGGAAUGACUGAGAGGGGGAUGCUCCUCGGGUUCAGACUUGACCCUGUGAUUAUCUUCGGCUUCCCACUUCUCACUUUUACCAUCCCAUCCCACACCCUCAACCUUGAGCUUCUGACUCCCGAGCCUGGCGCUGAAGAACCGUCGGCCAUGUUCGCCUGGGACGACCCUCUCCUGGGUUUCCUCCAACCAUCCUCGCACGCCAGUCCGCAGGUUGACAUAAUUGACAGGUCCACCUUGUGUCGCAGUUUGUAGAUGUAGGUACAGUCUAUGAGCGAGGAAAAGCAGCAGGAGGGCGGAAAGACCACAUGUGGAGAGAAAAGCGGUGAAGAGGAGGACAGGAAGGAGGAGGGAUACUGGUUCAAAUCAGUAUCUUGCUUUCUUCGUCUCGAUAGGAGACUUACUCGAGAUGAAGAGUACACCCAUGACAGAAAGACAGAUCAUAAUU
Tremella mesenterica DSM 1558 is the source of this 2250-nucleotide messenger RNA. RefSeq lists its product as uncharacterized. Gene Ontology annotation, molecular function: homoserine O-acetyltransferase activity. The coding region runs from base 37 to 1632 and encodes 531 amino acids. Gene Ontology annotation, biological process: L-homoserine metabolic process. The transcript is spliced from 5 exons. NCBI's taxonomy places the organism in Eukaryota, Fungi, Basidiomycota, Tremellomycetes, Tremellales, Tremellaceae. The record is from RefSeq and is a predicted model, not a curated record.